Messenger RNA from Adineta steineri, 1686 nucleotides. NCBI's taxonomy places the organism in Eukaryota, Metazoa, Rotifera, Eurotatoria, Adinetida, Adinetidae. The record is from the annotation of a GenBank genome assembly.
AUGGAUUCUAUUCCAUAUACAGAACGACGUAAUGCAAUAACAAUGAAUAUUGAUACAGAUACUCCAGAAGGUAUUGUUGAUCUUAUACAUGAAUGUAAUAUGGAAGUUUUUAAUGGUUAUGAAAACCAUAAAGGUCUAUCUGAUGAUACAAUUUUAAACAAACUUGAUCAAUUUGUUUCACUUGUUCGAACAAAUUUACAAACUGAAAAUAGUAUAAUUGUAUUGAGUGGAUGUGGUACAUCAGGACGAAUCGGUUUUCUUGCUGCUACUUUUUUCAAUGAACUUUGUCUUCAACAAAAUCUUCCUCCAAAAUAUCGUUAUAUUAUUGCUGGUGGAAAUAGUGCUCUUGUUACAUCUAUAGAAGCAUGUGAAGAUGAUCCAGUUAUUGGUACUAAAGAACUUCAAUGUAUUACUGAUACAUAUGAACAUGUUCUUUUUGUUGGUAUUACUUGUGGAUUAUCUGCACCAUUUGUUGGUGGUCAAUUAGAAUAUUGUUUGAAUAAUCCACAAAAAUUUACACCGGUUUUAAUUGGUUUUAAUCCUAUUUCAAUGGCACGACGUACACAUGUUUCGAAGUGGAUAAAUGAUACAACAUUUUAUGAUAUUGCAUUACGAAUGGAAACAACAGCAGGUGCAUUAGUUAUUAAUCCAAUUAUUGGACCAGAACCUAUUUCUGGUUCAUCAAGAAUGAAAGGUGGUUCAGCAACAAAAGUUAUACUUGAUACAGUCUUCUAUUUGGCAUCAUGUAAUAAUAUAAUGAAAGCGAGUGAAGUAAUUGAAAUGUACAGAACAGCAGUUGGUACAAUGGAAAUUGAAGGACAAGAUAUAGCAACUGUUGUUGAACAAGCUGGAGAAUGUUUAUUAAAUAAUGCAUCUAUUCGUUAUGUCGGAUCAUCGACAUUUGGUAUAUGGGGUAUGAUUGAUGCAUCUGAAUGUGUACCAACUUACAAUUCUUCUUACAAUGAUAUUCGUGGUUUUAUGGCAAAUGAUUAUUUCCGAAAGAAUCUAAAUCCUGAACCACCACUUUCAUUUGUAUCACCUGCAUUGCAUGAAGCAACACCUGAUGACUUAUCAAAAACAUUCGAAAAUUUACCACCCUCAAGUAUAGUCGUUUUUAUUGAUAAAGAUUAUCAUUUACAAAAAUCUCUUGUUGAGAAACUUCAAGAAAAAGGACAUCAUAUUGUAUGGAUCAAAAUUUUGAGUACUGAAUCAUUCGAUCUAAAUUCUAAUGUGAAAAUUAUUGAUUUGAGUAAAUGUAUACCAUCGACGGAUGUAACUAUGCAAUAUUCUUUAGCUGAAAUAAUAUUAAAAUUAUGUUUAAAUACGAUUUCAACCGGUGCACAUGUUAUGAAAGGAAAAGUCUUUCAAAAUAUAAUGAUUGAUGUUCGUGUUAGUAAUGUAAAAUUAUUCUAUCGUGCAAUUGAUAUUAUUAAAUCAUUAGCCGGUGUUGAUUAUCAAACUGCUGAACGAUGUCUUAUACAAUCAAUUUAUCAAACUAAUGAUACUAUAAAUGAUAAAACAAUAGAUCAACAUAUUAUGGCUGUAGCUAAUAAUCAUGAUCAUGUUGUUCCUAUUGCUUUACUUAUGAGUCUUUCGAAUUGUUCGUAUACAGAAGCUAAAUUAAAAAUGGAUAAAUGUCCAAUAAUUCGUGAUAUUUGUACCGGUACUAAUCAAUCAUCAACAUAG